AACCUUUAAAACCAAACGUCAACGUCAAUCUCCGACACUUUAAUUUGUAACAUGUUGAUUGAUAACAUCGCGGUUUCGCACUGAUAACAACAAUGGCAAGCACCGUGGAGAACCCCACAAACAUCCCCGAGCAUUGCCCCGGCACCGACAGCGCCAACGCAGGCAAGGCCUCGGCCUGCGCCGGGUGCCCCAACCAGCAGAUCUGCGCCUCCGGCCCCGCGGGGCCCGACCCCGGCAUCCAGCUGGUGAAGGAGCGCCUCGAGCAAGUCCGCAACAAAGUCCUGGUUCUGUCUGGAAAAGGGGGCGUGGGGAAGAGCACCGUGACGGCGAUGCUCAGCCGCAGUCUCGCCGCGCGCGAUAAGGACAGCAACGUUGCCGUCCUGGACAUCGACAUCUGCGGCCCCUCCCAGCCCCGCGUCAUGGGUGUCCUCAACGAACAAGUCCACCAAUCGGGCUCCGGCUGGUCCCCAGUCUACGUCGACGACAACCUCUCCGUCAUGUCCAUCGGCUUCCUGCUGUCCUCCCCCGACGACGCCGUCAUCUGGCGCGGCCCCAAAAAGAACGGCAUGAUCCGCCAGUUCCUCAGCGAGGUGGACUGGGGCAACCUCGACUACCUCCUCAUGGACACGCCCCCGGGCACCUCCGACGAGCACCUCUCGGCGUCGACCUACCUAUCCCAGGCCGGCUUAACCGGCGCGGUAAUCGUGACCACCCCCCAGGAAGUGGCUCUGCUCGACGUGCGAAAAGAAAUAGAUUUUUGCAAAAAGGUGAAAAUCAGGGUGCUGGGGGUGGUGGAGAACAUGUCGAUUUUCGUGUGUCCGUGCUGCAAGAGGCUGUCGGAGAUUUUCCCGGCCACGACAGGAGGGGCGAAGAAAAUGUGCGAGGAGCUGAACGUGCCGUUUUUGGGGAGUCUGCCCCUGGACCCCACCGUGGCUAGGUAUUGCGACGAAGGCAAGGAUUUUAUUAGCGAGUUGCCGAAUUCGCCAGUGGUGCAAGCGCUGGGCGAGAUUGUCAAAAAGCUCGUUAUGGUGUGCGAAUCAAGGGAAGAAUAAUUAUUUCUACUAAUGGUUUAGCGAUAAGUGAAAUGUAAUCGUUUUGUUUAAGAAGGUUUUUAAUAAAGUUAUUUUUAAAAUUGUU
This is a messenger RNA of Zophobas morio, 1137 nucleotides long. RefSeq names its product cytosolic Fe-S cluster assembly factor Nubp1 homolog (gene Nubp1). Gene Ontology annotation, biological process: iron-sulfur cluster assembly. The transcript has 6 exons. Gene Ontology annotation, cellular component: cytosol. Lineage: Eukaryota; Metazoa; Arthropoda; Insecta; Coleoptera; Tenebrionidae. The record is from RefSeq and is a predicted model, not a curated record. Gene Ontology annotation, molecular function: ATP-dependent FeS chaperone activity; ATP binding; 4 iron, 4 sulfur cluster binding. Bases 93 to 1052 code for a protein of 319 amino acids.